GUCAGUUUAGUGAAAGCUACAUAGAGGAGGAAGAAGCACUGCACUGAUGAGGAAUCACAGGACUAAUUAUUUCAAAGUUGGAAUUGAAAGGUUCCAAGCUUAGCUCUGUGGUGUUUUUUCUAACAUUGUAGUUUUUUACUAAGUUUUUAAAAAAUGGACGCUAAGGGCCAGACUGGCACCUUUAAAAGAUCCUCCCUCAAACGCAAUCUAUCUGGCUCGCAGAAGGCGCAGAAAGCUUGGAUUGAGAGGACAUUUCUAAAGCGGGAAUGUGUUCACAUAUUUCCCAGCAAGGACCCAACCAGAUGUGCCUGUGGCCAGCUGGUGACGCAGCAUGUGGCUAUCCCUCCUGGUGCCAGUUCCAUAGCAGAGGCGACGCCGUUGGUACAGAUUGAGACCCCCAAUGAAAAAUGGAGUGUGGUGAAACACACCAGGACCUAUCCUACAGACUCCUAUGGGCUCAUCGAGUUUCAGGGAGGAGGAUUCAUUAACAAGGCCAUGUACAUCCGGGUUUCUUAUGACACCAAGCCUGACAACCUCUUGCAUCUGAUGGUGAAGGACUGGCAGCUGGAGUUGCCAACGUUGCUCAUCUCAGUGCAUGGUGGUCUCCAGAACUUUGACCUCCAACCCAAACUCAAGCAAGUGUUUGGCAAAGGCCUGAUAAAAGCAGCUGUCACCACAGGAGCUUGGAUCUUCACGGGCGGAGUGAACACAGGGGUGAUCCGUCAUGUGGGCGAUGCCUUAAAGGACCAUUCAUCCAAGUCACGAGGGAAGGUGUGCGCAAUAGGGAUUGCCCCGUGGGGUAUCUUGGAGAACAAAGAGGACCUCAUUGGAAAAGAUGUAACCAGACCCUAUCAAUCCAUGGCUAACCUACUUAGCAAGCUUGCAGUGCUCAACAGUAGCCACUCUCAUUUUAUCCUCACUGACAACGGAACCUGUGGGAAGUAUGGCUCUGAGGUCAAACUCCGGCGGCUGGUGGAGAAGCACAUUUCCUUGCAGAAGAUCAACACUCGUUUGGGUCAGGGCGUUCCUCUUGUGUGCCUGAUAGUGGAGGGAGGUCCCAAUGUCAUCUCUAUCACUUUAGAGAGCCUGAGGGAUGAGCCUCCCAUCCCUGUGGUGGUGUGUGAUGGCAGCGGCCGUGCUUCUGACAUCAUAUCCUUCGCACACAAGUUCUCAGAGGACGGAGGCCUGGUUAAUGAUGACGUCAGAGACCAGCUCCUGGUCACGAUCCAGAAGACGUUCAAUUAUAGCAAAAGUCAGUCUCAGCAGAUCCUGCUCAUGGUAAUGGAGUGCAUGAAAAAAAGGGAGCUGAUCACUGUGUUUCGAAUGGGCUCUGAAGGGCAGCAAGAUAUUGAAAUGGCCAUUCUGACCGCCUUGUUAAAAGGCACAAAUGCUUCAGCAGCAGACCAGCUCAGUUUAGCUCUGGCCUGGAACCGAGUGGAUAUUGCCCGCAAUCACAUUUUCGUUUACGGGCACAACUUACCACCUGCUGGAGCCAUUGCCAAUUCUACGAGUGUAGCUUCAACCCAGGAAAAAACAAAGAGUCCAGCCAGCGCUCCACGCAGCAAGGUUCGGGCCAAAAAGGGGAAGGGGAAAGGAAAGGCCAAACCGGAACCUCCUGAGGAGACAGAUCCUAGAAAGCUGGAGCUCAUUCGCUGGGUGAACUCUUUGGAGCAGGCUAUGAUGGAUGCUCUGGUGCUGGACAGAGUGGAUUUUGUUAAAUUGCUGCUUGAGAACGGGGUCAACAUCCAUCAUUUCCUCACCAUUCCCAGACUGGAGGAGUUGUACAACACAAAACUGGGACCUGCAAAUACCCUUCACGCUGUAGUUAGAGAUGUUAAAAAGGGAAACCUUCCUCCAGAUUACCAGAUUACUUUGAUUGAUAUCGGCCUGGUACUAGAAUACCUCAUGGGUGGAGCUUACAGGAGCAACUACACAAGGAAGGCUUUCCGCAACCUCUACAAUAAUCUAUAUGGACUAAAAAGGCCAAAGGCUUUGAAGCUCCUGGGAAUGGAGGAUGAUGAACCGAGAACAAAAGGCAAGAAAAAAAACAAAAAGAAGAAGGAAGAAGAGGUGGAGAUAGAUGAGGAUGACCCAGAGGUCUGUCGGUUCAAGUACCCCUUCCAUGAGCUGAUGCUGUGGGCUGUGCUGCUGAAGCGCCAGAAGAUGGCGCUGUUUCUUUGGCAGCGUGGUGAGGAGGCGAUGGCCAAGGCCUUGGUGGCUUGUAAACUGUAUAAGGCUAUGGCCCACGAGUGCUCUGAAAGUGAACUGGUGGACGACAUAUCCCAAGACUUGGAAAACAACUCCAAAGAGUUUGGCCAACUGGCCUAUGAGCUGUUGGACCAGUCCUACAAGCAUGAUGAGCAGGUGGCCAUGAAACUCCUAACAUACGAGCUAGUGAACUGGAGUAACUCCACCUGUCUGAAGCUGGCUGUGGCCGCAAAACAACGGGACUUCAUCGCUCACACUUGCAGCCAGAUGUUGCUUACUGACAUGUGGAUGGGCUGUUUAAGGAUAGGCAAAAAUCCUGGCCUCAAGGUUAUUCUUGGCAUCAUCUUACCUCCUCUGAUUCUGCUCCUGGAUUUCCGAAUUGGAGAGGACACUUCUUAUCAAAGACCUGGAGACAAACAGGAAGGAAAGGACAAAGAUGAUGACACAAAAUCCAGCAAGGACCCUAACAAUGACGGGGUUUCCCGCAAAGGAGAUGAGGAGGAGGGCAGCGCUAAUGUCCGCAAAAUUCCAAUCGGGAGAAGGUUUUUUGAGUUUUAUGACGCCCCUUUUACCAAAUUCUGGUUCAAUACUAUUUGCUAUCUGGGUUAUUUGAUGAUGUAUAAUUACAUCAUCCUGGUUAAAAUGGAGCGGUGGCCAUCUGUACAAGAGUGGACAGUCAUUGCAUACAUCCUCACACUUGGCACAGAAAAAGUUAGACAGAUUCUGAUGUCAGAGCCAGGGAAGCUGAAACAGAAGAUAAGUGUUUGGAUGGAGGACUACUGGAACAUCACAGACCUUGCUGCCAUCUCUACCUUCCUUCUGGCGCUAAUGCUGCGCUUGCAGCCCGAACCAUACAUGGGCUACGGAAGAGUCAUCUACUGCAUAGACAUAAUCUUCUGGUACAUACGUGUGCUGGACAUCUUUGGAGUCAACAAGUACCUGGGACCCUACGUGAUGAUGAUAGGGAAAAUGAUGAUUGAUAUGAUGUAUUUUGUGGUGAUCAUGCUGGUGGUACUGAUGAGCUUUGGGGUAGCUCGGCAAGCCAUCCUUCACCCGGAUGAAGAACCGACUUGGCGUCUGGCCAGGAACAUCUUCUACAUGCCCUACUGGAUGAUCUAUGGGGAGGUUUUUGCGGACUCGAUAGACCUCUAUGCAAUGGAAAUCAAUCCUCCAUGUGGAGAACAUUUAUACGAUGAAGAUGGGAAAAAACUUCCUCCAUGUAUCCCUGGUGCAUGGCUCACACCUGCAAUAAUGGCUUGUUAUCUUCUCGUGGCAAACAUCCUUCUGGUUAACUUGCUCAUUGCUGUCUUCAACAACACUUUCUUUGAAGUCAAAUCCAUCUCCAACCAGGUGUGGAAGUUUCAAAGAUACCAGCUGAUCAUGACUUUCCAUGAUCGCCCCAUCCUGCCUCCGCCUCUCAUCAUCCUGAGCCACCUCUACAUCCUCUUCAACAGACUUUUCCGGCGCUGCGUCAAGAAGAAACAGGAAGGAGAGCUUGAUGAGAAAGACCGGGGCCUUAAGCUUAGGCUGAAUCCAGAGGAGCUUAAGAAUCUGUACGAGUUUGAGGAACAGUGCGUGGAGGAGCAUUUCCGUGAAAAGGAGGAUGAGCAACAGUCCUCAAGUGAUGAACGAAUUAAGGUUACUUCCGAGAGAGUUGAGAACAUGGCAAUGCGUCUGGAAGAGGUCAAUGAGAGAGAAAACACUAUGAAAGCAUCUCUCCAGACGGUAGACCUACGUCUGGCCCAGCUGGAAGAGCUUCAUGGGCGUAUGGCUUCAGCGUUGGAAAAGCUUGCAGGGUUGGACAAAAUGGAGCUAACCAGAACCUUCUCCAAAUCCUCGUCCAUGUGCGACCAUUCCUCUCUCCUCCGGCAAGGCAGCAUCAACAGCGCAGAUGGCUACAGCCUCUACCGCUUCCACAUGGACAUGGAAGAGUUUGCAUCCAGACAGAAGGACACGGACGAGAAAGGAGGCUUAGAGAGAGAGCGGAGUGUACGCCAAGCUUCAAGCACUUGUGCUCUCAACACAGCACAGACCCUAGAGGUUGGUGGUUUGGAUAGAUCUCAAUCCAGUUCAUGUGUGGACAUUUUCAUAUCUCCCUGUGAACAGAAGGUUCCUUCUGGGGCAUCAAGCCAAGAGACUAUCACAGACAUAAAGCAAGGCGGCGCAAUGCUUCUGGACAAAAACAGGCUAAAACCUUUCUCGCCAGCCAAAAGGGCUAAAUCUCUGAGAUACUAUCCUGCUGAAGACCAACUCAUGUCUCCUUUAACAAAGAGAUCCAUCAGCACCAUUGCUGUCCACCCCCCUGAUACAGUAGAGGGGGCUGCUGAGCCUACAGCUGAGGCCAAACCUCUGGUAGGAGCUUCUCCUUCUCCAAGGAGGGCAAUAUCUCUAAGAGAUCUUCCAGCCGAAAACCAAAGUCAGACAUCCCCUAAGAUUAGGAAAAGGGCUAUCAGCAGUAUAAUCUAUGACCCAGCUGAAGCAGGUGAUAAAACUCAGGCACAUGUAGAGCACCAGGUCCAUCCUGGUGGAAAAGCAUCCUCAGUCCAAACCGCCACUUCACAUGAAGAGCUAAAACGACUGAACAACACAGAAAGUGAGGCCAGACAAACGGGAGUAGAGCAAGACGACGACCAAAGGACGACAAAGCCCAAGAGAAAUGCCUCAGACGGUACAGACUACCUGACUGUAGCUGAUGAAAGGUACAUGCGGUCUCACAGGUCAAAGAGCUGCAACGCCAGCGACAGAAAAGCAAAGCCCCUGAUGGUCUCAAAGGAGCCAAGAGCCUCCAGCAGUGAGAGGAACCUCCCUGAAGCAAGCGGGGCGUCAGCUUGGGAGGAAGAGAAAAGGAGGUUGGAGGACGAGAAAUAAAAGAAAUCAAGAAAAGAAACUUAAAAAAGCAAGACUGAGCAGCUAAACAUGUUUGGAAAAUGAUGGGAAAAUUAUUUGAAAAAUAUAAAAGGUGUUAAGAAAAAGAAAACACCUAAAGUAAGAUUUUUUUUUCUUUACUGCUGCUGCUUUCAGUGAGUGUAAGAUAGAAGUUACAGUCUACCAGUCACAUUACAGUUUUUCCCAGUUGUGUUUUCAUUUAGAGGAACUUUAAGGGAAACCUACCACACAUCUUCUCUUUAGUAUAAAAUAAAAAAAGGCAUGCAUACACAAUGUGAAUAGCAAAAAAAAAAAACAACAUUCUACAUAUACGCUCGUCAUUUUCGAAUACUACCUGUAAACUUUUUUUUUUCUUCAGAUGCUCUGUGCUUAGUAUUGAGCCUCCAUAGGGAUCUCCCUACCGCUUUCAUGCAAUAAACAUCACACUUGUAAAAAGUAUAAAUUCAGUCCUGGUUCUAAGAAAUAAACACCUUUCACAGUUUCAUUUAAACACCAAAAACCUGUGUACAUGUAGGUUCUAUAAGAAAAAAAAAAGAAUAAAAACUAUCAAAA
Cyprinodon tularosa is the source of this 5646-nucleotide messenger RNA. Its product is annotated as transient receptor potential cation channel subfamily M member 1. Gene Ontology annotation, cellular component: membrane. The record is from RefSeq and is a predicted model, not a curated record. Bases 154 to 5076 code for a protein of 1640 amino acids. Gene Ontology annotation, biological process: calcium ion transport into cytosol; protein tetramerization. Lineage: Eukaryota; Metazoa; Chordata; Actinopteri; Cyprinodontiformes; Cyprinodontidae. The transcript is spliced from 27 exons. Gene Ontology annotation, molecular function: calcium channel activity.